AUGUCUGCCUCUCUCCCUGGCAAUCGGGAUAUUCCCGCGUCGCAAUAUGACUUGAGCACCUACUGGGGGCGUGUUCGCCAUGCGGCAGACAUCUCCGACCCAAGGACGUUGCUCGUUUCGUCCUCGGGUUUGGAGCAGGCAAAGAGCCUGAUUUCCUCCUACAAGCAGAACCAUAUUCCUACCAUGUCGCCUGACUUGUGGCAUGCCAAGAAGGUGGUUGACUCUACAUUGCAUCCGGACACCGGCGAACCUGUUUUCCUCCCGUUCCGCAUGUCGUGCUACGUUUUGUCUAACUUGGUCGUCACGGCUGGUAUGCUUACACCGGGACUGAAGACCACCGGUACUCUUCUCUGGCAGAUCGGUAACCAAUCGCUUAACGUGGCGGUCAACAACGCAAACGCAAACAAAUCCACACCUCUUUCGUUAUCCCAAAUUGGCAAGUCAUACAUGAUGGCCGUGUCGGCUUCGUGUUCGGUGGCGCUUGGUCUCAACGCUUUGGUUCCCCGACUUAAGAACAUUUCACCCAACACCAAGCUUAUUAUGGGCCGUCUGAUCCCAUUCGCUGCCGUGUCUAGCGCCAGUGCCUUGAACGUGUUCUUGAUGCGUGGUGAGGAGAUCAGACAAGGAAUUGACGUUUACCCCGUCCUUUCUGAGGCGGAGAAGAAGAAGCGUGAGGAAACCGGUGAACCUAUCGAGAGUCUGGGCAAGAGUAAGAAGGCCGCUACCCUUGCGGUCGGAGAGACCGCCAUCAGCCGUGUGUUGAACGCCACCCCAGUCAUGGUUGUGCCGCCUUUGAUCCUGGUCAAGUUGGAGAAGACCGCAUGGCUCAGGGCCCGACCACGCAUGGUGACCCCUGUCAACCUGGGUUUGAUCUUGGCUACAUCUGUGUUUGCUCUUCCUCUUGCUCUGGGUGCUUUCCCCCAGCGCCAGGCGAUUAGUGCGCAGUCCUUGGAGGAGGAGUUCUGGAGCAAGGGAGGAAAGGAUGGACAGGUUGAGUUCAACCGGGGAAUGUAA
This is a messenger RNA of Aspergillus wentii DTO 134E9, 1014 nucleotides long. Its product is annotated as sideroflexin family transporter. The coding region runs from base 1 to 1014 and encodes 337 amino acids. Gene Ontology annotation, cellular component: mitochondrial inner membrane. Gene Ontology annotation, biological process: mitochondrial transmembrane transport; monoatomic ion transport. The transcript has 4 exons. NCBI's taxonomy places the organism in Eukaryota, Fungi, Ascomycota, Eurotiomycetes, Eurotiales, Aspergillaceae. The record is from RefSeq and is a predicted model, not a curated record. Gene Ontology annotation, molecular function: monoatomic ion transmembrane transporter activity.